Messenger RNA from Rotaria sp. Silwood1, 420 nucleotides. Lineage: Eukaryota; Metazoa; Rotifera; Eurotatoria; Philodinida; Philodinidae. The record is from the annotation of a GenBank genome assembly.
AUGGAUGUACUUAAACGAAAACUAGUAUUCAAUGAAUCAAGAAAGAUAUUUCAGAAUCAAUCAAUAACUUCUAUUGAAAAUUUAUCAAAUGAAAUCUUUUAUGAAAUAUUUGACUAUUUUGAUGGUGGUGAAAUAGUUAAAAUAUUUUCUAAACAAAAUUCUCGUUUUGAACAAAUCCUUCAUUCUUCAUUAAUUUUAAUUAAAACACAUUUUUAUUUGUUUUAUUAUGAAGAAAUAAUGAAUAAAGAUCAUGAAUUAGAAAUAUUUUCAAAUAAAUUAUGUUCUAAUUUAAAAAUUUUAUUUAUUAAUUAUUCACAAAAUAUCAUUUUUCUUGAUGCUCAUCGAUGGGAACAAUUGAUUUUACAUUAUUAUCCUCAAUUAGAAAAAUUCUAUUUAACCUACUAUGAUGGUAUUAAUAAU